AUGACCUUCUGGGCCCUCCUGCUCCUCGCAUCAGUGCUCCUGGCCACCCCAGGUCUGACAUUUUCUGGUCUGACCCAUGAGGACAAUGACCUGUCCGUGGCUGACAUGUAUGAGGAGGAGCAGUUCUUCAAGAUCCUGGCCGAGGAGGACCCCAAGGGUGACCAGAUAAUCACCCCCUGUAAGACGUGUAUGGCUAUAAUCAAGCAGCUGGGAAGAAUCCUGAGACACAAUCACACGCAGGAAGCCAUCAAGUGGGCUGUGUCCGUGGUAUGCCGGAAGAUACACAUACCCAAGUGUCUAUGUGACAAAACAGUUAAAACAGUUACUAAAUACCUUAGUGCCGUCACCAAGGCUCUCGAGAAUGACAACUCCCCCCAGAAAAUCUGUGUGAAAAUCAGGAUGUGCAGACCAGAAAUAGGUCUUGGAGCCUCUGGGGCCUUACCGGACCCUCAGGAGAAGCACGGAAUCUUCAACAACUGUCGCCAGCUCCUGCCUUCCUAA
Molecule: messenger RNA, 501 nt
Organism: Enhydra lutris kenyoni (northern sea otter)
Lineage: Eukaryota; Metazoa; Chordata; Mammalia; Carnivora; Mustelidae
Product: granulysin
Exons: 5
Coding region: 1-501 (166 amino acids)
Biological process (GO): antimicrobial humoral immune response mediated by antimicrobial peptide; killing of cells of another organism; defense response to bacterium
Cellular component (GO): cytolytic granule
Source: RefSeq, a predicted model, not a curated record